AUGGCUCUUCUGCACCAGUACCUGCACCAGACUGUGUCUGUUAUCACCAAUGAUGGUCGUGUGCUUGUGGGGGUGCUCAAGGCCUUUGACCAGGUGACCAACGUGGUGCUCGACGAGUGCCACGAGCGGGUGUACUCGCUCGAUGCUGGUGUCACCACCCUCCCGCUUGGAGUCUACAUUCUCCGUGGCGACAAUGUGGCCAUGAUUGGGGCAAUCGAUGAAGAGCUGGACGCGAGCCUGGAUCUGUCGCAGAUCCGAGCAGCACCGCUGCCGCCCAUUGUGCACACACUGAUGUGA
Thecamonas trahens ATCC 50062 is the source of this 297-nucleotide messenger RNA. Its product is annotated as small nuclear ribonucleoprotein splicing factor. NCBI's taxonomy places the organism in Eukaryota, Apusomonadida, Apusomonadidae. Gene Ontology annotation, cellular component: U6 snRNP; precatalytic spliceosome; U4/U6 x U5 tri-snRNP complex. The coding region runs from base 1 to 297 and encodes 98 amino acids. Gene Ontology annotation, biological process: mRNA splicing, via spliceosome. The record is from RefSeq and is a predicted model, not a curated record. The transcript is spliced from 3 exons. Gene Ontology annotation, molecular function: RNA binding.